Pseudonaja textilis is the source of this 1242-nucleotide messenger RNA. Lineage: Eukaryota; Metazoa; Chordata; Lepidosauria; Squamata; Elapidae. The record is from RefSeq and is a predicted model, not a curated record.
GCCUUUCCUUCACCUUCACCUUCACUUUCUGCAAGGGACAACUGGACCCUCCGAUCCUGUUGCAUCUCCUGGGAAACUCAACCUGCCCCAGCCCCGCCAGGAAGAUGAGGAUGUCCAGGCUCUCCGUGGCUACCGUCCUGUGGAUGGCCGGCUGGUGCCUGCUGGUGGCAGCAGGUCGUGCUUCGGAACCGGGAGAUCCCGAGAACUGCCCCUCCGGGAAUUGCCCCCGACCCACCAAGUCGGCCACCCUGGUGCCCUCCUUCACUGAGACCCCGAAGCGCCCCACCACCCCUCCCCAAAAGCACACCACCACCCACCACCACCGCCGGCACACGACGGCCAACCGCACCACCACCACCCACCACCCGCACCACACCACCACCACCACCACUGCGGCUCCUACUACCACCACCACCACCACGGCCCCCCAGAACCACACCACCGGCCACCACACGCUCGCCCCGGCCAACCACACCAGCUCGGCCGUCCAGCCCACCACCAUUGCCCCGCCACAGCCCACCCAGCCGCCGGCCGUGCCAGUGGGCAAUUACACUGUCCGGCAGGGCGCCACCGUCUGCCUGAGGGCAGAAAUGGGGUUGCAGCUGCGGAUCCAGUACGGGGACAAAGCCAAGCGGCAGGUCUGGGGAGCCUUUGCGGUGCAGCCCAAACACACCAACGUCUCCGGGACCUGCUCCAACAAGACGGCCACCUUGAAACUACAAUUCCCAGAGGGCUUCAUUCUCUUCACUUUCCAAAAGAACGAAACGGAGAAGUUAGCCUACCUGAGCCAGGUGCAAGCCAAUCUCACCUACCAGUUCCCCCAGGCGACAGAAGCGACCACCUUCAGGGCCAACAACGCCUCCCUCCGGGAGUUCGCAGCCCCCCUGGGCAAAUGCUACCAGUGCCGUAACCGCAGCCUGGGCCUGAGUGAGACUUUCCGGCUGACGGCGCUAAGCGAGCGCAUCCAGGCCUUUCAGCUGCAGGACGGGAAGUUCGGGGAAGCGGAGCUCUGUCCCGAGCAGCAGAAGCGCUCCAUCGUCUUCCCCAUCGUGGUGGGCGUGGUGCUCGGCCUCCUCAUCCUCAUCGUCCUCGUGGCCUUCGCCGUGGGGCGGUGGCGAGGCCGUACCGGCUACGAGUCCCUCUAAGACCUCGCCCCCCCCCCCCUUUCCGCGAGACGCAGCUGGACCAGCCGACGGGAGACCUGGUCUUUUGACACCGACGGACGGAAACGGAUGAGAGGGG